CUCAAACGAACGCUGGCGAAAAACAACUACAAACUACAAUCAAGGUCUUUUUAGCGAUCACAAAACACGCACCGCAACGCAACGCAAACCAACCAAAAGAAGCGCUCGCUGGCCUGGCGAUGCAAUUGAAACCGCCCAAGACAAGAAACAUGGCCAGUCUUAAAGAUGAGGAGCAGGCGGCGACCACAAGCAGCAACAACAACAACAACAACACAAAUAACAUAAACAAUAACCACAGCAACAGCAACAGCAACAGCCAGAAUGAGGAUGAGUUGAAAGUGAAGCGGGAGUCUCUGGAGGCGCGUAAGCAGGCCCUGGAGCAGCGCCUCAGCGAGAAGAGUUGGCUGUUGCAGCAGAUGCAGAAGCAGGAGUCGGCCAUCAUCAACGGCAACUACGAGCAGAUGACCAUCAACGAGUUCUUCUCCCAGCUGGCACAGCAGUACAAGCACGAGCAGCAGCUCCAGGCCCUGACCAAGGAGAGCAGCUCAAUCCUGAGGCGCAAGCAGAGCACCACCAGUCGGGAGAGUCGCGAGAGCCAGCAGACCAGCAGCAACAGCAUCAACAACAUCAACAACAAUCGCCAGUCGGAGACGAUGUCAAAUCGCAGCUCCGAGUACGACAACUAUCAGCCAGCUGGGGGCGUGGGUGACAUGCUGGUGAUAGGCGUGGCACAGCAGCAGGCCCAGCAGCAGCAUCCGAUGGUGAAGAGCGCCCUCAAGAAGCGGCCUACGCCAACGCCAAGCCAAAUGCAGUACAUGAGGCAACAGCAGUCCCAUCACCUGAUGAUGCCGUAUCAGAGAUCCCAGCCGGAUGUUAUAUCCAUGUACUCGGCCAACUCCUCGAACGUGGCCACGCUGAGGCAGCCGCCGCAGGUGUCGCCGCAGCAGCAGCCCAUCAUAGUGCAGUGCGACAAGUACUACUUGUCGCCCACGCAUCAGAUCUACAAUGACUGUGGCUUCAUUAAGUCCAGUCAGAAUAUCAAGAAGUACGUGUCCCCGCUGGCGUCGCCAGGCAACCACAGCUACGAGCAGCAGGCGCAGCAUGCGCAGCACAAGCAUCCACAGCACCGUCAGCUAGAUGCUAUCUCCCUGGCCCCCAGCUAUGCAUCGGUGGACAUGGAUGCGCAACAGCAGCAGCAGCAGCAGCAGCAACAGUAUCGCUGGCGUUCCCAGUCCCAUAUCGCCCCUUUGACGCCUCCACAGCUAGGGAUCAUUGAGGUGAAGUCGCAUUCUAGCGACAUGCUAGCAGCUCCUUUGCCAAGUCGCUAUCCGCCGCACGAUGAGAUCUCGCUGUCGUCCUCCUCGACCACCAUCGAAAAGAAGGCCAAGUCGAAACAGUGGCUGGAGUCCUCUCUGGAUGGACCCGCUGUGAUUCGCCAGCUAGACUCUCAGCCACACAGUCCAGCCGGGAGCAGCAGUAAUGGGAGCUGCAGUCAGGCAGCGGCAGCCACCAAACCACGGGCCAAGCUCUCCUCCCAGUCCAUGUCGGUAUCAGGGGCCGGUGUGGGUCGUCACUAUUCCAUGUCUAAUCAGCGGCCAGUGCAAAACUACCCGAGUGCCAGCUAUGCGGUGACCACCAGCUCAAAGGCGCUGCUCAGUCAGUCCACAUCGUAUCUGAAUGCCAUGGAACAGACGAUGGGCAUAUCGGUUUCGUAUCCCCUGGAACCCCUGGAGAUACCGCCAUUCCGCCAGCUACCCCCCAAACCCAAUCAGAUGCAGCCAACACCGCCUCCCAGGCCGCCGCCAGUUCAGCAGAGUCACAACAAUGGAGGUGGGACUGGGAGUGCGAGUGGGAUUGGAAGUGCUAUACAGACAGCGCUGGUGUCCCCUCCGUUGGCCGUUGCUACGGCCAGUCUGUCGCCGGAUAUACGUAUAGAGUCGCCAAAGAACAUGACCGUGGUGCAGCAGGCCACUUUUCAGCCCUACAAGGAGGUGACAAAACCCUUCGAGAUGUCCGACUUCUACAAGUAUUCCACCAAAUUCAAACAGAAGGAGGUCGGAAGACCCGAAUGACCUACAAGGAUAGUCGGAAUCUAUGGAAUAGCCGCAAUUUUGACCCUUUUCAUGUGAUUAACAAAACAAACAAAUUUGUAGACGAAACUACAAAGCAAAAACCGCACAAGAGCUCAACAAAAAUACAAUUUGUUGCACCCCGUUGUUCAAAAAUAAUAUUUA
Messenger RNA from Drosophila persimilis, 2174 nucleotides. It is a transcript of the gene sstn, whose product is annotated as putative mediator of RNA polymerase II transcription subunit 26. Lineage: Eukaryota; Metazoa; Arthropoda; Insecta; Diptera; Drosophilidae. Bases 120 to 2012 code for a protein of 630 amino acids. The transcript has 2 exons. The record is from RefSeq and is a predicted model, not a curated record.